UCUCAUUCUCUCUUGAUUUAUUUCUUUCUUACUCUAUCCCAUUCUGUUUUUUAGGGACUGCUUUUUUCUGUUCCAUCAUAAAUACCUUACCGUUGCAAGACUCCCUCAUCCGCUAUAUAUGUGUGUCUUCCCUUCUCAUUUCUUCAUCAACCGAAAACACAAGCUCUCUCAUUCUCUUCCUUCUGUCUCUCGUACUCUAUCCCAUUUUGUUUUUUAGUUUUUCGAGCAACUAAAUACCUAGCAAGUGCUGGUAUAUUGAUUGGUUCCAGUGCAGUUCAUGCUGACGAAUUAGAAGUUGUUUUAUCAUAGGGAUGAGACACUUUAUAUUUGUUUUCACAUUCAAGCAGAGCCGUGAAACUUCUUAAAAAGAGCAAGAUCCGUGACUCGGUCAUUUUGUUAACGUGAUUCUAUUUUGCAGGUUUUCCUACUGCAAUACUUAGCUCCACCGAAGUGCAACAACAUUUUUGUGGUUGAAAUCUCGUAUAUUGGAUACAUAUAUCAUACCAAAACAAUUAUAAAUAUAAAAGGCCAUGGAUGAAAAUUUAAUAUUUUAUACCAUGUCGAUUAAUCUAGUCAUUAUACAUGAUCUAAGUUGCAAAAAUUUUGUAGUGUUCACUUACCAAACACUAUAACAUACUUUUCAAGUUGAAAAUUAAAAUUUACCUUAACACCAAUUUACUUCAUAUUAGGGUUUAUUUAUUCGAAUUAAAAGCACAAUUUUCAACAUUUAUUAUACGAAGUACAACACUCUCCCAUUAAACCUAGUAUAUUACUAGCAUAGCAAAGAGACGUAUUCUCGACAAAAUAUAGAAAAAACACCUAAACUCUCAAGUAGUUCUUUUAAACAAAUGCCUAAUUGAAAACUACUAAAUUAAUGAUUGGAAAUAAAUGCCUAAAAGAAUGGAUUGAAAACAUUCUUGUAAAGAAAUGGGAGAAAAUUAUGGGCAAACAAUAGAAAGAGUUGCCGAGUAAGAAGGAGAGAAAAAGGGUUAGAAUAUAUAUUUUUUCUUCAACCCUUGUGUUUAUGUUCAACUAUGUUUCAAUUUUUCUCUCAUUUUAUUGCCCAGAAAAACCCAUUAACACCUCAUUAUUGUUCCAAAUUCAGAAAAGAAAAAAGAAAAUGUCUUCAUUGAUUAUUCCACCUAUUCUUACUUCUCCACAAGAUGAUGCUGCCCAACUUCAUAAAGCCUUCAAAGGUUUUGGGUGUGACAAUGGUGCAGUUGUGAAUAUUUUAGCACAUAGAGAUGCAGCACAACGUUCUCUAAUUCAACGUGAGUAUAAAGCCAUGUAUCACAAGGACCUCAUCAAACACUUGAAAUCUGAGCUUAGUGGCAACCUUGAGAAAGCAAUUUUAUUAUGGAUGUAUGAUCCAGGAACUCGAGACGCAGUAAUAGUAAAAGAGGCAUUAAGUGGAGAUACAAUACAUCUUAGAAGAGCCACAGAAGUAUUAUGUUCUCGUACUUCAACUCAAAUUCAACACGUAAGACAAAUUUACUUGUCUAUGUUUCAAUCAUAUAUUGAACAUGAUAUUGAAAAAAGUGCUUCUGGUGAUCACAAAAAGCUGCUAUUGGCUUAUGUAAGUAAACCAAGAUACGAAGGCCCAGAAAUAGACAGAAACAUAGUAGAGAAAGAUGCAAAAACUUUGUAUAAAGCAGGAGAGAAGAGAUGGGGAACUGAUGAACAAAAGUUUAUUCAAAUUUUUAGUGAAAGUAGUCGUGCUCAUCUUGCUGCUGUUGCCUAUACUUAUAAACAAUCAUAUUCCAAUUCUCUCGAAAAGGCAAUAAAAAGUGAAACUUCUGGUUAUUUUGAGUAUGGCCUUUUAACCAUUGUGCGCUGUGCUGAGAAUCCAGCUUUGUACUUUGCAAAGGUUUUGCAUAAGGCAAUGAAAGGCAUGGGAACAGAUGACUCAACACUGAUAAGGAUAAUAGUGACAAGGACAGAGAUAGAUAUGCAAUAUAUAAAGACAGAAUAUCAAAAGAAGUAUAAGAAAACACUCCAUGAUGCUGUUCACUCUGAAACAUCAGGCAGUUAUAGGGACUUUCUUCUUUCCUUGUUGGGCUAAACAAGCUUUCAAUUUUCCUCAAACCCUCUCCACUUUUUCAUCGUCACAAUUUUGCUCUUGCUUGU
This is a messenger RNA of Cucumis sativus (cucumber), 2127 nucleotides long. RefSeq names its product annexin D5-like. The record is from RefSeq and is a predicted model, not a curated record. The transcript has 6 exons. Bases 1025 to 2062 code for a protein of 345 amino acids. Gene Ontology annotation, cellular component: cytoplasm. Lineage: Eukaryota; Viridiplantae; Streptophyta; Magnoliopsida; Cucurbitales; Cucurbitaceae. Gene Ontology annotation, molecular function: calcium-dependent phospholipid binding; calcium ion binding.